Molecule: messenger RNA, 2040 nt
Organism: Acyrthosiphon pisum (pea aphid)
Lineage: Eukaryota; Metazoa; Arthropoda; Insecta; Hemiptera; Aphididae
Product: tigger transposable element-derived protein 4-like
Exons: 2
Coding region: 477-1991 (504 amino acids)
Cellular component (GO): nucleus
Molecular function (GO): DNA binding
Source: RefSeq, a predicted model, not a curated record
CGACAAUAUUAUAGUAUACAUCUAUAUAUUUAUGCUAUACGCGGUGGAGGAUCAUCAUCAGCUAUAAAUCUGCCAACUCCGACGGCCGUACAAAAAAGUACCAUUCCCUUCCCACCCCGCAGAGUUUCGACUUGUAAUAAUAAUAGGUACAAAUAAGCGUACUUUAUCAUACAAUAUGUAACAAUACUGCUGCAAUAUAAUACUAUUGUCUAUAUACACUUAACUUCGGUAAAAUCGAAUCUGUACAUAUCCGGUAAUUUUUGCAAUUUUUCGGUUAUCACCAGUUAUUAUAUAUAAGGUUGAAGUUUUAUUUAUAUUUAUAUAAGACGCGUGUAUCUGCAGUAGUGCAGUGUAUUUGGGUUCGAUAGUAAAUACUAUACAUUUAGUAGCUUACGCGAUUUUGCGGGUUUUUUGAAACUGUGUUGUGGAAGCGUGGAUUUACUGUUAUUGUUAAAACACAAUUUUUAUAUUUAAAUAUGUCAAAACGUAAAUUAAAAAUCUUAACGAUUGCGGAAAAAGUCAACGUCAUUAAUAUGGUCGAACAGAGCGGGAAAAAAAAUUAUGAAGUAGCUAACGCAUUUGGCAUACCGAGCUCUACGUUAUCGACUAUUUUAAAAAAUAAAACGAAAAUUUUGACAAAUUUCAAAUUACAACCAAGUCGGAAGAAAAUUAAGCUAUCUGAGUUUCCGAAUCUGGAUUCUAGUUUAUUCAAAUGGUAUGUCCAGUGUAAGGAUAGUAACUUACCCGUAAGUGGACCUAUAUUAAAAGAAAAGGCUAACAUACUUGCAAAGUCACUGGGUUACACGAAUUUCAAAAAUAGCACUGGAUGGCUGGAUAAAUGGAAAAAACGAAACAACAUUACUUUACGAAAACCUCGCAGUGGAAAUUUGUCUAAUUUGUCUGUCAGUAAAGAUCAACAUUGUAUUCAAUGGAAAAAUGAUAUUUUAACUAUAAUCAACGAAUAUUCACCUAACGACAUUUUCAAUGCAGACGAAACGGGAAUUUUUUAUAGAUGUCUACCGGACAGUACUCAGCAGCUAUCUUAUGGAAAAGACGAUUGUCGCGAUGGCAAACGAAGUAAAGAACGCGUUACGGUUCUUUUGUGUACGAAUAUGAGUGGUACCGAAAAAAUCAAACCUUUGCUUAUCGGAAAGCCUACUAAACCAAGAUGCUUCAGAGGAAUUAAAUCUUUACCAAUAGACUACGAAUCAAACCCAAAAGCAUGGAUGACGGCUUUUUUGUGGAAUAAAUGGCUUAAACAAUUUGAUGAAAAGCUGUUCAUGGAAAAUCGUAAGAUUAUAUUAUUCAUUGAUAACUGCACUGCUCACGUCAUCGUCCCAAAUUUAAAAGCGAUUACUAUCAAGUUUUUUCCAACCGACAGCACCUCAAAACUCCAACCACUCGACCACGGCAUAAUCCAAAACUUCAAGGUUUUUUAUAGAAAAGAGGUGAUACGUAAAAUAACUUCGCAUAUUGAACUUCAACGCACUAUUUCAAUUGAUUUGUUACAAGCUGUAAGAAUAACUGACAAAUCAUGGAGACAAGUUACGUCGGAAAUAAUAUUAAACAGUUUCAAAAAAGCGGGAUUUCGACACCCUGGUACACUUGUUCAAACAAUUUCCUCCUACCAAGAACCCUAUCAAGAAAAACAUAACCCUGAAUGGUCGUAUAUUAAACAAAAGUACAAUUUAAUGCCAGAAUUUACAUUUAACAGUUAUGUCAAAAUUGACGAUAACCUAACAGUGUGUAGCAAUUUAAAUGAUUCUGAAAUAAUAUCUGCAGAAGUUGCAGGAUUAACAAAAUGUACACGUGAUAAUGAUAGAGACGAUUAUUCAACUUCAAGAAAAGUUGCUUACAAAGAAGCCAAAAGAGCGUUAGAAAUUGUACGUGAUUUUAUUGAAACAACGGAAGGAAUGGAUAAUAUUCAUUUUGAAGCAUUAGGAACCAUAGAAGAUGCCAUGGAUAAAAUAAAACAUACAGAAACACUUUAAGCUAUACUUUAAGUAUUUUAGUAAAAAAAAAAAUGUUUGUCUAAAGUAA